Messenger RNA from Toxorhynchites rutilus septentrionalis, 6483 nucleotides. It is a transcript of the gene tud, whose product is annotated as maternal protein tudor. The record is from RefSeq and is a predicted model, not a curated record. Lineage: Eukaryota; Metazoa; Arthropoda; Insecta; Diptera; Culicidae. The transcript has 8 exons. Bases 264 to 5783 code for a protein of 1839 amino acids.
UUUGUUGCAUUCUGCGUGGAUGGAUCGCGAAUUCCUUUGCUCUUCGUAUUGGAUAGUGUUAUAGGUUAUUAGCAAAGCGACAAGAAGUGAUAAGAUUUUUUCUGCAUUGUUUUUUCACCGAUUUGUUCGCUAUCAUAUUGCGGCAGUUUGCAAACGAAAAAACCAAAGGUGUUCCGUAAAACCAUUUCUUUUGGUUAAGGAAGAUGUUUUAUGGAUUGAACUAAUACGAACGACAGAUCCGUACAGUAAAAUUUGUGAUCACAAUGAACAGUUCCGGACGUUUCCAAUCGGCCAAGAAUCUCCAGCCAGCCCGAUCUCUCCGCACACCGGCUCAGAACCGUAACGGACCAGGAAAUUUUGGUCUUGCUCCCGAACAGAUCAACGUCUAUCAGACGGGUCGCCAGCAUGCUGGCAAUGCUGGCAUCAGUGGACAAAGGCUGCUUUCCAACGGUAAUAAUAACAACGGGUAUCGCCUCUCGAACAACAAUGGGUUCGCCAACAAUAAUAACACCGCAGCAUAUUCCGGUAGCAAAAGUGGCCAGCGUCGACAUGACGUUCUUCGUUCACCGAACACAAGUUUCGGAAGUAAUGUCAGCGUGGCAAGUAGUGCGAGCAGUGGAAAAGAAAUCCAUACCAUCGUAACCUUCAGCUCGAUCACUUUGGCCGUUGGAAGUCAGCACGAGGUGUAUGUCUCGUUUGUCGAAAAUGGACCAAAGUUGUUCACGGUACAGCUGCAGAAAAUAGAGAGCUCACUUAACCAGAUGAUGGCCGCGCUGGAACAUGUUCCAUUGCGGAAUCUCACCCACAAGCCAACUUUGGGGAUGGCUUGCAUUGCAAGAUAUUCGCAAGACAAGAUGCUGUACCGGGCGUUGAUUAUGGGGAUUAACGUUGAUUCCUGUUUGGUUUCGUAUGUGGAUUAUGGCAAUACAGAAACGGUUGAAUUCAAGAAUCUCUAUGAGAUUCCACCGGAGUUCCUCAAACACAAGGUAUUCUCCAUGCGAUUUACUUUAUCGAAUGUGAAAACGCUGGAAGAUACCAAUGCUGAUAUUGCUGGGAUAUUCUCUUCGUUGGUGCUCGACAAGUUACUCACCAUGAAGGUAAUGCCUCUGGAAGGACCAGCAUUCGUGCAGUACUGCGAACUAUACGAACAGAAUCAGAACAUAUUCGACAAGCUUCUUGCCAUGUGCAAGUCAAAACCACUCAAAUUUCCUCCUGGAAUCUCACUAGAGGGCGGAGACAAUUGUAUGAUCAUUAUCCGAUAUAUUGAGUCGUGCAAGCAGUUCUAUGUCCAGCCGGUUGAGAAUGUUGAACGUUUUGAGAAUUUAAUGGACCAACUGGCAGCUUUCUGUCGUAAAAGCUCUACUAUGAACGUGAUGAAUCCAGGGGAUCCUUGUGCCGCCUGUCUGGAUGCAGAGGAAUGCUAUCGAGCUGAGGUUGUGAGUGUGGUUGGAAAUAAGGUGAAGGUACGACUCGUUGAUUAUGGCAACACAAUCACGUUGGAGAAAAAUCAAAUCAAGCGUCUGUCGCCGACAUUUGUCGAUCAACAACCCCAAGUAGUUGAGUGCUCCCUGGAAGGAUUUCAGGACGACACGAACAACGACAAUCUUUCAACCACUCAACUCGAAAUGCUUGCUGAGAACGAAAGCGGCGGACGAAAUCAAUUCAAACUUACUGUUUUGGACGUUGUAAAUGGGGUGGCAAUCGUGAAUUUACUUGACGGCAGUAUCACUCCGGUGUUGAAUGUUUCAAAGCGACUUCUGAAAUUGAAAAACCCGCCAAAGUUUAUCAAAGAGCAACAAUAUCAACAGGCUCAGCAAAAGUUAUCCGGCGUUAAUAAACAACAACUCUACCAAGCUCCUCAACAACCACUACCACAGCAACAAGGUCCUAUCAUCAACACGAAGAAUCCAUUCCACUCAUCUCUGAUGAUAACGGACGUUCCAAACUUAUCACAAUCUUCGCCCUCUCCACGAAUGACGGAAACUGAAGUAAUUGAUUUGACUAACGAUGAGUGGACAGCGACUACACAGCCACUCGGUAAUCAAAACUCGGGAUAUGAUCAGCAACAGGCCAACAUUAACUACGGGAACGCCACAUACCGGAACGGUGGUGGUAGUGUUCGCAGUGAUCAAUCUCGAAGUGGUCGUGAUAGUCAGAUCAGCUCUCAUGACUCCAACAGCAGUUUUGGUAAUAUCAACAAAAGGGAGCGCUUUCAAAGGCCGGACAUUCCACGAUUCAAUAAGGAUAGGAAUCAAACACCGUAUUACGUAGAACAUGACGAUCGCUGCGAGGAUAGAAACAACAAUUAUGACAACCAGGACGUCCGCUAUCGGGAGAAGACCACAGGGCAAAGAAAUCGUAACGCCACUGGAAGCGGCAGUGAGUCAUCCGGUUUUAGUAGCCAACCAGCUGAGAAAUCAAGUAUAGUCCAGGACACCUCCAAGUCUUCGAUUGUUAGCAUCGAGCCGGCUGAAGAUUAUGUUCCAUAUGAGUUUGCUCUCGCAGAUCAAAUCAUCCCAAUGAACACCAAGAUCGGGAUCAAAUUGACCUGGUGGUUUAGCCCCGAGGAAUUCUAUGUGCGUAUGAAGGACGAGGAGAAUCAGUUCGAGGAGAUGAUGAAGUUUAUCCAGAAAUUCUACAAGAAUAAACCGGCUGUUGGUGAGGUUCCUCCGAAUGGUUCCCUGGUGAUCGCUCGCUUCCAAAAACAUAACACAUUCUACCGGGCGCGGAUUGUUAAAUGCAACGAGUUGUUGAAAAAAUUCAAAGUGGAACUGAUCGAUUGCGGUAACAAAUCGAUCGUUACCCUCGCUGAUCUGUGGAAGCUGGAACGACGCUUCGCUAAGCUGCCAAAGAUGGCUAUUAAAUGCACGCUGGCCAACAUCAAGUUGAGCUGCGAUGCAAGCGAGCUGGAGAACAAGAUCGAUAAGUACGUCAGCAACGAGCGGUCCAUUGAGUGCGUGUUUUUGGACAGGAGCGACGACAAAUACAUAUGUGAUAUCGAAACGCAGGGUGCUGAUCUAAAAAUGGCACUGUUGAAGGAUAAUUUGGUUUCCCAAAUUCUCACCGACAUUGACCUGAGCAGGCUGAAGGGCCAAACGCUCAAACUGAAACUGGUCGAGCUGAAGAGUCUGGACCGAUUCCGGGUGAAGCUUCUCGGCAACGAUGCCAUUCUGAGCUGUCGCCAUGGGGAGUGUGGCGUUUACGAGCAGCAAACCGUCGUGGACGAAAUCCAAAUCAGUUGGUUGGAUCAGUACUGUUUCGGGCAGAUCGAAGACGUGUCAAAUGAUGAGAGAUUGAUACUAACGCUGCUGAUUCCACCACUGUCUAACCAGGUGCCGCCGACCAUUGCGGAUAUGCCUAUUCUGCUGGGCAAAUUCAACGUUUUCGUCACCUACGUGUACGAGAUGAACUGUGUUUACGUGCAGAACGCUCGAUGGGCUCCGGAGAUUGGUAAACUGCUGGAUGAUAUGUACGACUACUACGAGAAAAGCGGAGAAGUUAUCACGAACCUGCAGAUGAACGAACUGUGCGCGUCGAAGUCCAGCGACGGGAAUUGGUACCGUUCGAAGAUAGUUUCGCUGCAGGAAAUUGACAAUAUCGAGGUCGUCUUCGUGGACUACGGAAGCCGGGAACGUGUCAAGCACCAGGAUCUGAAAGUGUUGGAACCACAGUUCCGCGAGUACAGCGCUUUCGCACAUCGAGUGUACCUACCGAUGGCGUGUUUGAACGAGGGCGAAGAGGAUGUGCUCAAGCUGGAAAUCGCUCAGCUCACGGGAGAUUACGAACUGACGCUGAAGGUGUUGGACUACAGGAAUGAUAUUUGGAUUGUGGACAUCACUUCCAACGAUUAUAGUAUCGUGCAAGCGCUGAAGGAUAAACAGCUGGUUAGGGACCUGGAUUACGAGGAGAUCGUAAACAGGAAAUCGCUAGCGGCGAACGACAGCGUGGAAGCUGCUACGCUCAGCAGUAUGGAAGAUGAAGAGAACGAACAAAGCCAUCAGAAGAUUAAGGCAUUUGUGAGCCACGUAGACAAUCCUGGUCAGUUGUUUGUUCAGAUGAGUACCGACUUGGACGAUUUGGAUCAGCUGCAGGAAAACUUGCAAAUUAUUGCUCAAGCUUUGCCCAAGCUCAAAGAUUUCUCGGUGAAUCGAUACUGUAUCGCACCGUAUUCCGCCGAUGAUUUGUGGUAUCGGGCACGUAUCAUCGACAGCCACGAGGAUUUGAUUAUUCAGUUUAUAGACUAUGGCAACAGUGAUGUGGUGACCAGUAAUAAGAAAUCUGAACUGAAGGAUGUGAACGACAGUCUGAUGAAAUUUAAGACUUACGCGAAGCAAUGCGCCCUUCUGGUGAGCCCUGGCGGAGGCAAAAAAAGUUGGAACGAGGAGGCGACGCUGAUUCUGCGAGAGGCGAAGGAAGUGGACAUUCAAAUAUUGGCCGAAUCCCAAGGGGUGCACUAUAUUACUAUGAAGUGUGGAGAGCUGGAUCUGACUGAGGAGCUGGUGGCAAAGCAGCUGGCGGUGAAGAUGGAGUAUGUGCUUUCUGGACAGCGAUGCUUCACGAGCCACAUCGAGUCGAUCCGUGAGUUUUAUCUACAGCUAGAACGAGACAUAAAUCCACUGGACGUCAUGGCGGACUAUCUGGCAAGAUAUGAGGAGUUUGCAGUGGUUGAUAAGCCAAUCGUUGGAUCUGUUUAUGUUGCCGAGUUUCCAGACGAUGGACUUUGGUACAGAGCGAAGAUUCUGAGGGUGAUCGAUGCACAGAGGUUUGAAGUGUUCUUCGUUGACUACGGCAAUACAUCUGUCGUGAGCAAUGUGAGGGAUUUGGAGAGAAAAAUAGCUGAACUGUCGUCCCUCUGCAUUAAAUGCACAUUGAAACUGCCAGAGAAUGUCAAAACGUGGUCCGAGGAGGCUGAGGCCAAGUUCAAAGAAAUCGCUGCUAUGGGAGAGACCGUGUUUACAGUUGAUUUAUGCACCCCCGGAAUGAUUGCGACGGUGGAACUAUUCCUGGAUGGAAUCAACAUCAAUAACCAGCUGAUGGACCUCUGUGAGAAGGGAGUCUCCGGGAUUAUGAAUUCAAGCUUUUACCUCAGCGAAGAGAAGACUCUGGACGAAAGCUUCCCAUCGGAAGGAUUUGUGUUUGUUAGCCAUGUUAACUCGCCGGCUGAUUUCUUCAUCCAAUUCAUGAACAGUGUCGAUGCUCUCAAAAAUAUGGAGGAGCUUCUGACGAGCAAAGCAAAUCAGUGCGAAAGGCUGACGCACGAUGAAAUUUACGAAGGAAUGUAUUGUUUGGCCUAUCUCGUCUCGUACGAUAAGUUCUACCGUGCCCAGAUUAUAUCAGCCACAAGCACACAAUACAACGUGCAACUGAUAGACUAUGGGUUCACCUCGUUUGCGACGGAUCUUAGAAAAAUGCCCGCUGGAAUAGAACAAAUCUCCCUGCUGGCCAAAAAGUGCUGCCUCGAAACGUACGGUCCAAACAACGAUGCCGUAGUCGAAGCGGUCCAGAAGCGAUUCAUUGCGCUAACCGAUUCGGGUCGGGCUCAGUUCUCGUUCGAAAUUGUCCGCAACGAUUGCGAACCGAAUCUCAUCCGGUUGUUCACCCAGGAUGGCCGCAAUGUGGAAGAUCUGCUAGAGUAUGAGCGUACGAAGCAUUCCAACAGCAAGACGCCUUCCGCAGCGGUCGCUCCGCCGCCGCCUACACCCGCAGAUCUAGUCAAAACGGGACGCGCGAGACCGAAGCAGGCUUUCUAUCGCGCCAAGAGUGAUCUCGACUUUGAACAGUAGCACAGUGUGUUACUGCUGUGUGCAGUGUUAUUGAAGUAGUGAUAAAGAAACGAAUUCCGAACAAAAAAAAAAAAACAAUACCAAAACGAACGAAGAGAUUACUAACGAUUUGUAGUCAAUACUUCAAGUUAUUUAUUUGAUUAUAUUUUGUUUUUUAUUUAGGAACCGAUCGAUCGAUUGGCAGAAGAGAGAAAGAGAGGCGGAGUAAACCUCAUCCAAUAAUUAUCCUCAUUUCUCAUCACCUAGUUUUUAACACUGAAAUGUGAACGUUUAUUUGAACCAUUUCCUUGCACCUAUUUUGCUUUGAUUUCAAUUCGAAUUGGCGACAUUUGCACAGGAAGGUGUUGAAACUGUCAUAUCAUAAAAAGCAAUGAGCAAUACGAUAUCAACAUACGUCCAAUAUGAAAAUAGAAAACCUCACCUAACUUGUAAUAAACCCGUUUACCGAACUGAUCUUAUGAUUUCUAGAUAGUGAACUGAUAUAUUUAAAACAAACGCUGAAUGUAGACAGCAAGAUAACAGAACGCAAUAAACCGAGGAGCCUUACGACAGUGUGCAGCAGCAGCACAUUUAUAGUACACUCAUAGCAUGCAGCGCAAAGCGAUGCCUUAAUGAAAUAUUUAUUAUAUUUAUACUCCACGGGAUCUAACCGAUAUAUAGCGCCGUGAAAAAGCUAUAAAUAAAACAUAGAUUUUGUAAA